Molecule: messenger RNA, 3840 nt
Organism: Anopheles coustani
Lineage: Eukaryota; Metazoa; Arthropoda; Insecta; Diptera; Culicidae
Product: tribbles homolog 2
Exons: 5
Coding region: 1-1611 (536 amino acids)
Biological process (GO): regulation of MAP kinase activity; positive regulation of proteasomal ubiquitin-dependent protein catabolic process; protein phosphorylation
Cellular component (GO): nucleus
Molecular function (GO): protein kinase activity; ATP binding; mitogen-activated protein kinase kinase binding
Source: RefSeq, a predicted model, not a curated record
AUGAGUGCACUCAAUUCGACCACGAUCGUGGCACCGACCACCACGGUGGUGCAUAUCACUGAUCUACUACCUCGCCUCCACAAACCGGACGAACCGGUGUCCGCGGCCGGUGCAGCCACGAUCGCAGGUUUUUUGCCGGCCACCCACGCCACCUCCGGGGUUAGCAUCAUGCCUCCCGCGAUACCGUCACCGCUGUUCAUGCCGAACGGUCCCUCGUCCGAUGGGACGGUUAACGCCGUGGUGGACGAAGGCGGCGUGGCUAACACGGUCAGCGAUGCGGUCGGCAGUCAUUCGUCGGCGGCGUUGCUAUCCCACCCGUCCAGUGCCGCGGCCAUGCUGAACCGGUUGCUCUCGGUUUCGGCGCAACUAGCGCCGACGGGUGGAACGGUGAUGGCGAUGCCCGGAAGCAAUGGUCCAAGUAGCGGUAGCAGCAGCUCCGGGCACAAAAAGUGUCCGUAUCAUCGGCAGUGCUCGCGGAGCCAUCAUCAUCUGCAUCAGCAUCACCUGCACCAACAACAGCAUCAGCAGCAGCAGACGCAUCUCCAGCCAUCGGGCAACAUUCAAGGACACCCGUACGCGGCCGCCUGGAACCGGUAUCGUAAUGGCGGUUCCCCGGUCGCCUACCCCCAGCAGCGCGAUGCCAUUUCGACGAACGUUUCGCCGCCACCGCCGAACGCGGUCCUACUUGCCGGUCGCUACCUGAUGAUGGAGGCGGUCGAAGGCAACAAUCUGUACCACUGCUGCGACAUCAAAACGCGCGGGGAGCUCGUGUGCAAGGUUGCGAAUAAUCCCUGCUCGAACCUGCUGACGGCACACUUCCGGCUCGAAGGGCACCCGCACGUCAACCCGCUGCACAAAGUCAUCCAAGACAACAACAAGACGUAUCUGCUGUUCAACCCGUCGGAGGGCGAUCUGCAUUCGUACGUGCGCGUGCGGAAACGACUCCGUGAACCGGAAGCGCGCCGACUCUGCCGUCAAAUGUGCGAAGUAGUCAAGAGCUGCCACGAGCAGGGCAUCGUCUUGCGUGAUCUCAAGCUGCGGAAGUUUGUAUUUGCGGACCGCGAAAGGACGCACCUGAAGCUGGAAUCGCUGGAGGACGCGGUGGUGCUGGACGACCCGACCGAGGACCUGCUGCAGGACAAACGGGGCUGCCCCGCCUACGUGUCGCCGGAAAUCCUCCGCGCCAACACGACCUACUCGGGCAAGGCGGCCGACAUGUGGUCGCUGGGCGUGAUUCUCUACACGAUGCUGGUCGGAAGGUAUCCUUUUAACGAUUCCGAGCACGCGUCACUGUUCGCAAAAAUCAGCCGUGGCCAGUUCACGGUGCCAGAGUGCCUAUCGUCGAAGGCCCGCUGCAUGAUCCGGGCGCUGCUCCGGCGGGAUCCGGAGGAGCGUAUCGCAUCCGAGGACGUCCUGUACCAUCCGUGGCUGCUGCACGACGACAGCAAGGAUCACGCGUAUGGUUCACUAUCGAACGGAGGCGGCAGUGGCAGCCGGUCCAACGAUGAUCACUGUGUUCCGGAGUGGUUCGAUCCGUCGGAGGAUGCCGAUUCCACGCGGACUAACCACACUAACGGGCGAGAAUCCGGCUUCGAUAGCAAUUCCCUCUAAGGAUGACACAAAUCCGCAUCUGCAACGACGACGAAGAUAAAUUGUCUCCCGCCACACUCACACUGGCAUAUGUAUAAGAAAGGAUUGCCCAUGGGUCAUCGCUGUGAUUAAAUACAUCUGUGAGAAGGAAUAGGUGGAGCUCGCUCAACGAAGCACGGAACAACGGGAUGAGUGAACUACUGUCGAGUCGCAGGUGUACAGACAAAAGCGACCAUGUUCUUUCUCACCCGUUGAAGCUUCUCUGUGCAGGACACAUACUGAACAAACAAGGACCGACCACUAAGGGCGUUACGGGGGAGCAGCAACAACUUACCUAACAAGCGCGCCAUUAACGUUACAUUAUCAAACCAGCAAAACGAUAUGUUCGAAGUUAAUCGUUUGCGGAAACAGAAAAAAGGACACGUACGGAUCAGGGAAUCCUUCCGAUCAACCUUACUGUGUAAAACCACGGUCGGCAGUAUUCGUUUCCCUACCUUACCUUUUGUUUUUCCUUCGUACAAAUCGCACCGAGGUAUAGUUUUCCUUUUCUCUAGCUUAUCCGUCAAUGGUAAACAAAGAGGUAGCGUGUAAAAACGACCGGAAGCAGGGAGAGAGAGAGAGAGACAGGAGGGCGAGUUAGUAGUAACUAUUUAUAUAUGAAGGACAACAAGUCCGGACGGAUGUGUGUAGCGUGUAGGCGUAGCGAUUAGAUGGCGCUCAAAGGAAUCGAUGCUGCGGUCCAACACAAAUUACCCGGUAGGUAGCUAGGAUAUUAUUUGCAGCACCUUCAGCGAUGUCGUCCGUUUUUCUUCCUCCUCUUGAUUCGUGUUGAUUUUUUUUUAAUUCCUUCGCCAAUGUGUGCAAUCUAUGGAUUCGUUUUACUUUAAUGUUUAUACGCCUAGAACAUAACAAUGCCUGUCCGGUUUCUGCAAAACGAAAAGCUCCUUCCAUGCAUUACUUUUACUUUUUCUUCCUCUAUUUUUUUUCGUACCAUAAAAAUAACUAUGCGAUAUAUUGUGGCCGAAUUCGUUGCCGGGUGUAAUGUUUGUUAAUUUAUAACAAAUAUCCAUUGCCAUCCCCAGAGUGAACAUUACUAGAAGGGCAACAUUUACCCAAGCAGAUGUGUAUAUUAAAAAAGCGAGCGAGGAAUACGAACAAAACACCCAGCAAAAGACGUUGCCCGUCCUGGGAUUGGGGGACGACGAUAAAGUGGAACAAUUUUUAAGAGCAGCAUAUAAAAGCAUGCAUUGUGAUAGCGGGGAAAUGACGAUGAUAGCAGUACGGCCAUCUCCCCACCGCCGUGUACCGUAAACGUGUCCCCUUUAUCCCAUCCCAUCCUAGGGAGCGCAUCGUUUUGCUGUUGGGGUCGUAAACCGCCGCACUUCGAAAACAGACAGAGGCGCGCCUCUUUCGCGUACACAUUCAAACAAGCCCACGUGUUGCAAACGCCAGGCCAUCCAAUCUAAAUGAUCUAUUGUGAUCUAAAGCUGAUCCAUGUGCUGGCUGAUGUUGGCCCGAUCGAGCAAACAGAAGUGUACAUUUUUUUCGCUUAUAAGUUUCCUCUUCCUUACGGUUAGUGCACCACCCACUUUGGAGCAAAAAUAAUUCAAAAAUGCAUAUAUAUAGACCUAUCACAUAGUAACAUAACAAUUUGACCGUUUACGUGUAAAGAAGUAGCUUAGGGAUGUAUCGUUACGAAAGAGAUUUUGCAAUUAACAUGAGUACUACAAAUCUUCCAAACGAAGGGAAAAGAAAUUUUUUUUUCUGCCACUACAUAUUACAUAGAGAUAUAUGAAAUAACGAAAUGUGUAUCUUCCCACGUGUUUAUAACUAACGUGUUAAGUGUAGAAGUGUGUCGACCAGCCACGCAAUAUGUUAGAACGCCCUGUGUUCCGCAUGGGGUAGUACAAAUCGCGUCGCAGAACCGGGUGGGUACGCAGGAUGCAAAGGAUUGCGGACCCGCGAGUGUUGUGAUGACCUCUGCAUCUUACCUCCCCCCACCCCCUCCGGGCGGAAGGUAGUGUAGACAGAAAAGAGGGGGUUCGUUCGCGGAUGAGAUAUUUAAAAGAGAAACUGUUUUAUUUUGUUAUUUUCAAGCGAUUGUUGUAAAAGCAAUGGAAAACGUGAACUAUUGUGUACAAACAAAGCUGACACAACAAAGGUGGUGAAAUCGGAAAGAGAAAAUGGCGAAAAGCGAUACAGGAACCCUUAGUUAUUAUAGCUACGAUACACGGACGGAUGUUAGCCUAA